Messenger RNA from Lachancea meyersii CBS 8951, 5538 nucleotides. NCBI's taxonomy places the organism in Eukaryota, Fungi, Ascomycota, Saccharomycetes, Saccharomycetales, Saccharomycetaceae. The record is from the annotation of a GenBank genome assembly.
AUGGCAUUGAGCGAAAAUGAGGAGGUUAAGUUGAUAGAAAAGGCAGAUUUGAGAUUCGUGCUUGCUUCAUCGGAAGAGGCGUUCGAACGCAAUUUAGACAUCUUCUUCCCUGCAGUUCUUCUCAAACUGGCAUCACAACAUGCAUCUGUGCGCCAGAUGGUAUUUCAGGUUGUGAAAAAUGUGAUGGGUCGCAUAGGGGCGCUAAAAAGCGUCAAAUUACCCACUGGAAAGCUGAUUGCCCAAGCGAAGGCAAAGUCGUGCGACUCGCCUGCCGUUGGACAGUACAGCCUUCUGUUUGCCUCUCGAGGUGUGGAACGUAUGAGCGAAAAGGAGAAACAGGAACUAGUUCCAGAAGUCAUUGAGGGCUUUUCACUUGUUCCAGAGUCCCUCAAACCACGCAUGUUCAAUGUGCUUUGUAAACUUCUUCUGAGCUGGAAAACGCCCCUGAAGGCUUCUUCCGAGGAGCAGGUAAUUCUUGAAAAGCUGGAUGUGGGGUUAAUGGACGAUAAGCUGUUUUUGCUAGAGAAGUUUACGUCGUUCUUCUUUCUGAGCCCAUUGAAAGCGGACCCACAAGCUAAUGUCAUACCCCGUGGUUACAGCUGUCCAGGUCUCAGCGUUUCUGAGGUUGAGUUUUUCACCUACAACGCAGGCGUAAGUUUUAAUAAAGAGCAACUCUUGGCGUACAAAGAGGCCAUUUUCAGGCUCGUCAUAAGCGGGUUUUUACCGGAAGAUAUGUUGGUCAAGUUUUUCACCGUGGUAUCGACCGAUACCUCAGACCUUUCGAACCAGGCCACUGGGUUACUCAAGAAGGUACACAUUCCCUAUGAGGAUGUAAAAUUCAUCGAUAGCGUAGUGGGUCUUUACAUUGGUGACAGUAAUUUGGGAAGGCCGCCUGUAAUACCAGUUCUGCAAGAGAAGCUACUUUCUUUAAUGACCAGCAGUGUGAUAGCCACAAAGGAUUUUAAAACUGUCAGUGUCAUCUUAUCAAUUGGAUUAAACUCAUCAUUCUUCAAACUUCGAUCUGCUGCGUUGCAUUUCAUCCAGCAUGUCGCGAGGUAUAAUCAUGCCGCCUUGGCGUCUCAAGAUGAUCUCUCCGAUUUCUCAACUAAUAUUGCGUCUCUGAUACGCAAUAAUCUACAUAGCGAAGGCUGGCCCCGCUUCCAACUUAAUUCAUCCGUGCCCAAUUUUGCUUUGAGCUUGGAGCAAAGACGCAAACAAUAUGAAACCUUGGGCAUUAUAUUGAAGCAGGAUGAGUAUUAUGUGCAAGAUCUUUCUUUUGUCAGGUUUCUUCUGGACUCAAUGAGAGGCGAUCUGAGCAUUUUUAGAGCGACUAUUCAAGAUGCGCUAAACUCUUUGACUCCUUUGAUGAAAUCGCUUUCUGCUGAGCUGAAAGUUAAGCUUAAAAACAUUGCCACGAAAACACUCAACGACAAUUACGACAUGUAUCAUGGCACCGGAGAUGACAAAGAGGCGCUCAUGUUCUGUAGAGUUGUGAUGAUCAAAUUUAUCAAUUCUGCAUUUCCUUUUGAAGAUGCCGAAGCUAGAUACCUUAAUGUUAUGGGAACGUGGAAAGAAAACCGCUUUGACCUUAAAGAAGAAUCUUUGAAAGGUUUGCACCCAUACUGGUAUAGGGUUACGCAGUCGUAUGAUGCUCAGCUUACAAGACCCAAGUAUAAGAUAGAGAACGAUGAAAUUGAAGAGGUCAUGUUUCCCGAUACGCAAGAGUUGAUCAGGCUUUUUAAUGUAAACCUAGAAAAUCUGGACAACCGCGACCUUGAUACUUUUUCUCAAACAUUGGACCAGGCAGUGAGAUUUAUAUUCAGAAACGCUGUCAGUCAAGCUACGCUCAAAAGGAAAGGAACUUCAAUUGUUCAGGACGAACACUGGCUACAGAGAGUUGAUAACUCUCUGAAGAUCGACGACAAUAUUCGUUCUAUGGUGAAGAAGGAGAUUUUGGGAGUUAGCGAGGAAUUAAUGCUAAAAUUCCUAACAACAUUGAUUGAAGAAUUGAUUAAAGGGAAUUUUGCAUACAACGAACCGCAAAUAAACAGCGAUGAGAUUUCACUUAGCACACUGGUUGUGGUCUUCGCGGAAUGUACACAAGGUGCUGUAAUUCAGCAAUUACAGAGCUCUCUCAAGAAUCUGCACAGUGCCCUUGGUAAGCACCAAUUUCUGCCAGAACAUGACGCUGGUUGUAUCGCAAAGCUCUAUGGUAUCAUUUUCUCUAAUACAGCUACAGAGAACGACACUGUUGAGCUGCUUAACAGCAUCGAGAUACCGAUAGAAUCGGCCGAUUUUCUCGCAGUAAUACACUCGGCCAGUCAUUCUAUUCCCCUCACUUUUUUGAACGGAAGGUCUGUUAACCGUAGUCAGCUCAUGAAUUAUGGUGAAAAACUCACAAUGGCAGCGGGCCUUCCUCAAACGCAACUUGUUGCAAUGAAGGGCUUGGCGCAGCUAUUAAAAUAUGGCCUUCUGGAACAGCUGGAUAUAGAAUCGAAGUCACAAAUUCUCAAGGAACUUACAACUCUCUUCAAAAAAAAUAUGCUGAAAAGUCGAGAUUCCAUGAUCCUGUGGGCGCUUCUUUCAAUGUAUUCUACAGACUCAACAACUGCUGAGGUGUACUUUGACGCUUUGCAAGAAACUCAUGUCUCAAAAGAGAUCAAUCUUCAGUUUUUUACGGGUGAGGCGAUAUCGAUCGUCGCUGGAGGAUGGAGGUCGAAAGUUCUUGUUUAUGAAAACUUCCUGAAUGAUGAUAUCAUCUCAGGUUUAGCGUCUCAGUUUGAUGGUAGGUUCUCAGCAUCGAUUUUACCCAAAUUGCUGAAAUGUUGCGAGGCCACUAAGCCUUCCCUGCGUAAGGCCGCCUGCAUUUGGUUACUUUGUUUUGUGAAAUACCUCGGGGACACAAAUCUUGUGCGCACAAACGCGGAGGAUAUACACCUGUGCUUUGUACGCUUUCUCGGAGAAAGCGAUGACAUCAUUCAAGAUUCUGCUAGUAGAGGCCUUGGGCUGAUUUUUGACUCGUGUGAUAAAGAAGGACAAGACAACAUGCUAAAAGGCCUCCUGAAAUCAUUCAUUGAUCCGAAAGCUACAACCGGAGUGACUCCGGGUACAAUCACGUCUGAAACGCAACUUUUUGAGCCUGGAACAAUGAACACCAACGAGGGAUCGCUGACAACAUACAAAGACAUUUUGAGUUUAGCUAGUGAAGCUGGUGACCCAUCGAUGGUUUACAAGUUCAUGCCUCUGGCAAGAAAUUCAGCUCUGUGGUCGUCAAGGAAGGGUAUGGCGUUCGGGCUUACGUCAAUGUUUUCUAAAACAUCCCUUUCAGAUCUCUUCACGUCAAAUAGAACUUUUGCUGAAAAGCUUGUUCCCCUGCUUUACAGAUAUCGCUUCGACCCAUAUCGAAACGUCGCAGACGCAAUGAACGGAAUUUGGCAAACCCUGAUCAAAAAUACCGCUGAAACAGUUGCUCAGUUUUAUGAGCCUAUACUUCACGAAACGCUAAAAGGAAUGGGUGCAAAGGACUGGAGGGUAAGAGAAGCUAGCGUGUAUGCCUUGACGGAUCUCCUAAGCUCGAGCGGUGAAACCCUGUACCAUAAGAAUCUAGAGACAGUAUGGACAAUGACAUUUAGAGUCAUGGACGACAUCAAAGAAAGUGUGCGAUCCGCUGGACUCAAACUUGCCAAAAAACUUUCAUCAUCUUUGGUUCGUUCUGCGGCAAAUAAUAGUGGCCAAAGCAGCGAUAUGCAAGAAAUAUUAACGAUGCUCAUACCACUGUUCUUAGGACCCAAGGGUUUGAAUAGUGACGCAGAUGAGGUGAAAAGCUUUGCGCUCGAAACCCUAAUCAAUCUCGUCAAAGAAUCCAAAAAAGCGCUCGAGAAAUUUGCCCCAUCGUUGAUCUACGAGUUUUUAAUGCUCCUGUCACCGCUCGAGCCUCAAGCAAUUAACUACCUGACCAUGAAUGCCGACAAGUACAACAUCAGCGCUGUGGCUGUUGACAUGCAAAGAGCCACUACGAUCCAAAGCUCUCCAAUGAUGAAUUGUGUCGAAGGGCUUCUCGGUCUAUGUACAGGUGAUUUGCUCUCCGCCGCAGUUGAAAGUGUUAUUUUAGCGUCUAAGAAAGGUAUUGGUCUUCCUUCAAAAAUAGGCGCCACAACGGCUAUUGAAUUGGUGGUUGGUAUGAAUCCCAACGAUCUGAGACCGUUCGGAGCCAAACUACUUAAAGCCUGCUUCUUGGGCUUGAACGACAGAAAUAGGACUGUUCGCGAAGCCUAUGCUACAAGUCUUGGCCGCGUGUGCAAGCUUUGCACACCCGCGAGAGUUAGCAAGUACGGAGGUAAGCUGGUAGACAAAUUUAUGAGCGCCGACAACGAAACUGAUCAGAUUAUUGUGGGACUGGCUAUUGAAUCAAUCCACAAAUACUCACCUGUAAUGUUUGAAAGCGUCGCAUCUGCGUUUCUACCGUUCAUUUUUGUCGCGAAACAUAGUGAAGAUAAUGUAUCAGAAGUGUUCACGAGGGUCUGGGAUGAGGCUACAUCUUCGGGCACAGGAACAGUCCGACUACACCUUGCUGAAAUUGUAAGUCUGGCAAGCGCAAAUCUUGGGUCUCCAGACUUUAAUGUUAGGUUGAUGUGCGGCAAGAGCGUCUGCGAUGUUUGUACAUAUGCAACACCAAACGCCCCUGUAAAGAUUAUCGAACAGCUGUGUACCGCACUUCUCGAGGCAUCAAAUGGUCGCUCCUGGCAAGGAAAAGAAGUCGUUAUCGAGUCAUUAGUGUCGUUGGCCGCAAAGUUCGAGUCAAUAUUGUUAAGGAGUGAAGAGCAAACAGCAGCGCUGGAGACACGGCUGGUAACAGAACUAACAAGAGAUAAUAGCGAGUAUGUCCGCAAAGUCCUCUUAGUGGUAUUGCCAUUAGUCACGAAAUUUCCAGGCACAAAACUUCUGGACAAGAUCCUAGAGGUUGCGCAGAAGGUAAUUACAGAUAUCGACAAUAAUGGUUUGGAUGCGGCUUCUGAAGCUGGCUCCAGUGACGUCAAUCACAAGAAACAAAGACUUACUUCAAGCGUCACUCGAAAAUCGCAAAGGGACAAUGUAUUAAGCGAAGAGUACAAAAUCACACUUUUGAAGGGGUGUGCUACUAUGCUUGAGGCUUGUAUAUCAGCUAAGCGCUCAAAUGUGCUUCUUGAACUUAUAGCUGCGUCAACAAUUGGCCUUUUUGAAUCUCAGACCAUUGUCAAUACAUGGAGAAGCCAAAUUGCUGUCUCAGAAAUUGGAUAUCUGAUUGCAACUAGAGAGGGCGAUGCUAAAAACGAUGAGAUUACAGACUUUCUGAAAAAGCUUUGGAGAAAAUCCUUUGAGGAAGCAUUCAGAGAAGAAGCUAUUGAAAAUGUGAAGAUUCAAUGCGUGAAAUUUGGAAAGGUGCUCCUACAAAAGAAAGUUACUUUCAAUUUUGUAGUUGUCAGCAAUCUUCAAGAGCUACUGCGCUCCGAUCCAACUCCACAAGUAAUCACUGCACUUCAUAACGCUGGCAUUGUGUGA